UCUAUUGCUGUAGAAAUGUGAGCAAUUAUUAAUUGUUUGUUGCUAGACAUGUCAUAAAUAUUGAAUUUGAUUGGCCUACCCUUCAAUAAAAUGUUCAAUGUUUAUCAUUACAUUAGAACAUUGACUACAGAACGCCCACGAUGCUGAAUAGGAAACAUGACAGAUCAUGACACUAAUUAAGAACUCUAUCAUAUAUCUGUUGCAUUCAAUUGCCAUCUCCAUUUCUCUAUUGCUGUAGAAAUGUGAGCAAUUAUUAAUUGUUUGUAGCUAGACCUGUCAUAAAUAUUGAAUUUGAUUGGCCUACCUUUCAAUAAAAUGUUUAAUGUUUAUCAUUACAUUAGAUUCACAUGAUAUAGAAAAGUGCUCUAGCUGCGUGUCCAGAGAUUUAGUGCUGCCUUGUCUAUAUCAGUCUCUAAUGGAUAUUAAUACACGGUGAUAAUAGGAUUGGCAGGGUGAUGCCCUGAGGUUUAGUGAUGGUGAGCCACUCCAUUCACACACACUGUAUCUUCUCUACUGCUGGACUUAAAGGAUGAGGGAUCCGCAACUACCAGGACUCAAAUCCAGACUAGCGUGGCCGAAACGCAAGGACAAGGAGGAUAAGAAAGCCAAGCCAAGUGAGACGAGUGUAACGCCAUUGGAUAAAACACCCAAAGUCCUUUCAACCUGUCCUAUUAUACCAGAACUGACCCCAGAACAGAGGAUGAGGCAGACACCGUUUGAGAGGGUGCUUUAUGACAUGAACCAUGACCAGAGGGUAGUCAACGACCUCAUACUGGGCCGGAGGAUCUCCUUCUACGAGCUCAGGGGGGAAAUAGGGUGUGGGAACUUCUCCCACGUUAGAUUGGGUAUCCAUGCCCUGACUAAAGAGAGGGUCGCAAUCAAGAUUUUGGAUAAGCUUCGGCUGGACAAGAAGUCUCAGUCUCUGUUUGCCACAGAGAUCAGCUGUAUGGAGAAACUGUCCCACCCUAACAUUGUUCGUCUCUAUGAGGUGAUUGAGACCACCAAGCGCCUGUACCUGGUGAUGGAGUACGGUAGUGGAGGAGAUCUCUACUCACGUAUCACCAACCGGGGGCGUCUGUCUGACCUGGAGACCAAGCUCAUCUUUGCCCAGAUCAUCUCUGCCAUCAAACACAUGCAUGACAACAACAUCGUCCACCGAGACCUGAAAGCAGAGAACAUCUUUUACACCACCAGCUACUGCAUCAAGGUGGGAGACCUUGGCUUCAGUAUCGUGAGUGCUCCAUCUGAAGUCCUCACCACGUUCUGUGGCUCCCCACCCUACGCCGCUCCAGAGCUCUUCAAAGACAAAGGCUACGUGGGUCGUUACGUGGACAUCUGGGCCUUGGGAAUCCUGCUCUACUUCAUGGUCACCGCCACCAUGCCUUUCCACGCCGACAACCUUGGUCGUUUGAAGCGCUGUAUCAUGCAGGGAGCCUACGCCUUCCCUGACUAUGUACCCAACCCCUGCCAACUGGCCAUAAAGGGCAUGCUGAGGUCCGUGCCCGCCGACCGUGACUCCAUCUCCCUGAUAAUGACCAGCACGUGGCUGAAGAGCAUUGAGUACCCUCGGGCGUACGCCCCCCUGCCCCAGACACCCUUUCACAUGGCUGAGACCUCCCAGGUCCUGUGUGUGGAGGAGCAGGAGGUGAAGUCGGCCCUGUCUGAUCUGGGCAUCAAGGGAGUCCACCUGCAGAACAACACCUAUACAGACAAUCGCAGCCCCCUGACGGGGACGUACCGUAUCCUCCUCCACCUCGUCCAGAAGAGGAGGUCUGUGGAGGCGGUGGGAUACGCAGCCCUUUACCCUGAGGACUUUGGCAGUAAGAACGGCAGGACGACCACUGCUGUUAUGGACAAGCACAACCCUACCAGUGUCUGUGUUAUCCUAUAGACCAGGGAUUUUGCAACAGAUUUUGAACUAGGGACUGGAAAAUUAUGGAUCUUCUCUUUGGAUUUAAACAAACAAUUUUGGUGGGCCACUUAUAUUGAAAUUGAACACUUGAGAAGUGAAGUUCUCCCAUAACUAUGAACUAUCUGAGGGACCUGUCAGCAACAUCUCAGGAACCAGUGCUGCUCCAUGGACCUCCAUGGAGGUUAAGAAAUAAUGCUACAGAGUCUGGCCUCCUGUUUAGCCAGGCUCCACCAGAAGAGAAUGUAACCGAUGUGAAAUGGCUAGCUAGGUAGCGGUGGUGCGCGCUAGCAGCCUUUCAGUCGGUGACGUCACUUGCUUUGAACCAGCCGCGGCUUUUGUGGAGCGAUGGGUAACGAUGCUUCGUGGGUGACUGUUGUUGAUGUGUGCAGAGGGUCCCUGGUUCGCGCCCGGGUCGGGGCAAGGGGACGGACUAGAGCUAUACUGUUACACACGCACGGACACACACACACCACAAAUGCACACACACAUACACAGACACACACGCACAGACACACACGCACACACCACAAACACACACCACAAACACACAUACACACAUUACACUCACGGAUUUGUUGUCACUUAUUCGUAGCAGUACAGAUGAUAGAUAGAUAAAUAGCACCAUCUUGUGCUCACAUUAAUCAUUACAUUUCAGUACUUCUAAAAAAUCCGUGAGAAAGAUACAAUGGUGAAAAGGUUAAGAUUUCAGGGUUGUACUGUAAAGUACAUUAAUUAUAUUGCAGCUUUAUGUACUAACAAGGCUACAGUAAUUGACUUCAGCUUGUUGUGACGUUACAUCACUCAAUAGGCCUAUGUUUUGUACAAUUGGCUUACAGCGAGAGACAAAGGAUUAAUAAUACUAUCAGCAUCAGCAUCUUCCAAGCCUACAUAGUACUGUGCUUCGUCAAAAUACACUGCUCAAAAAAAUAAAGGGAACACUAAAAUAACACAUCCUAGAUCUGAAUGAAUGAAAUAUUCUUAUUAAAUACUUUUUUCUUUACAUAGUUGAAUGUGCUGACAACAAAAUCACACAAAAAUGAUCAAUGGAAAUCAAAUUUAUCAACCCAUGGAGGUCUGGAUUUGAAAUCACACUCAAAAUUAAAGUGGAAAACCACACUACAGGCUGAUCCAACUUUGAUGUAAUGUCCUUAAAACAAGUCAAAAUGAGGCUCAGUAGUGUGUGUGGCCUCCACGUGCCUGUAUGACCUCCCGACAACGCCUGGGCAUGCUCCUGAUGAGGUGGCGGAUGGUCUCCUGAGGGAUCUCCUCCCAGGCCUGGACUAAAGCAUCCGCCAACUCCUGGACAGUCUGUGGUGCAACGUGGCGUUGGUGGAUGGAGCGAGACAUGAUGUCCCAGAUGUGCUCAAUUGGAUUCAGGUCUGGGGAACGGGUGGGCCUGUCCAUAGCAUCAAUGCCUUCCUCUUGCAGGAACUGCUGACACACUCCAGCCACAUGAGGUCUAGCAUUGUCUUGCAUUAGGAGGAACCCAGGGCCAACCGCCCCAGCAUAUGGUCUCACAAGGGAUCUGAGGAUCUCAUCUCGGUACCUAAUGGCAGUCAGGCUACCUCUGGCGAGCACAUGGAGGGCUGUGCGCCCCCCCAAAGAAAUGCCACCCCAUACCAUGACUGACCCACCGCCAAACCGGUCAUGCUGGAGUAUGUUGCAGGCAGCAGAACGUUCUCCACGGCGUCUCCAGACUCUGUCACGUCUGUCACAUGUGCUCAGUGUGAACCUGCUUUCAUCUGUGAAGAGCACAGGGCGCCAGUGGCGAAUUUGCCAAUCUUGGCGUUCUCUGGCAAAUGCCAAACGUCCUGCACGGUGUUGGGCUGUAAGCACAACCCCCCCCUGUGGACGUCGGGCCCUCAUACCACCCUCUCAUGGAGUCUGUUUCUGACCGUUUGAGUAGACACAUGCACAUUUGUGGCCUGCUGGAGGUAAUUUUGCAGGGCUCUGGCAGUGCUCCACCUGCUCCUCCUUGCACAAAGGCGGAGGUAGCGGUCCUGCGUCUGGGUUGUUGCCCUCCUACGGCCUCCUCCACGUCUCCUGAUGUACUGGCCUGUCUCCUGGUAGCGCCUCCAUGCUCUGGACACUACGCUGACAGACACAGCAAACCUUCUUGCCACAGCUCGCAUUGAUGUGCCAUCCUGGAUGAGCUGCACUACCUGAGCCACUUGUGUGGGUUGUAGACUCCGUCUCAUGCUUCCACUAGAGUGAAAGCACCGCCAGCAUUCAAAAGUGACCAAAACAUCAGCCAGGAAGCAUAGGAACUGAGAAGUGGUCUGUGGUCACCACCUGCAAAACCACUCCUUUAUUGGGGGUGUCUUGCUAAUUGCCUAUAAUUUCCACCUGUUGUCUAUUCCAUUUGCACAACAGCAUGUGAAAUUUAUUGUCAAUCAGUGUUGCUUCCUAAGUGGACAGUUUGAAUUCACAGAAGUGUGAUUGACUUGGAGUUACAUUGUGUUGUUUAAGUGUUCCCUUUAUUUUUUUGAGCAGUGUAUAACUGGGGUCGUGGAAGGACAUGGCUAAUGUGUCUUAGCUGUGAUACAGGAAAAGUGCUUCGUUCAGAUAUUAAUUGUAAGGGAGUCAGGCAUGAAGCACUGGCCAAUGCCCUGAUAUUUGAAUUACAAUACUUAGGUUUAUCCUCAAACACUUGUAUGCCUUCAACAUUAAUGUAAGUAUAACAAGCAUAUUCUUGAGGUAAAUUCACAAGCUCUAUUCACAGGUACAUUGUACAAUUUGUAAAACAUAAAUGUUUUGUGCACAGAUCUUUAUUUUGGCUAUUCAGCGGCUUGGAAGUGAAAUGUUUUGUCUGAAGAUGAAUAUCUUUAUUAUGAUAUAAUGUAAUUAAACUGCAGUAAAACAUUGCUUAUGUAGAUAUUUUUGUACAGUCAUUUUAUAAAUGCUUUACUGAUAUACUUUAUGUGGAUUAAGUAUAUCAGUAAAGUAUUUAUAAAAUGUUAAUAAAUAUUAUUUGCUUUUGUAUGUGCCCAUUAAUGCUCAAGAGAAAUGUCAUUUGAAUAUUAGCCUGACAUGAGUAAAAAAAAAUAUUGUAUUGUGUAUUGCUAUACCAUUUAAAUAAUAAAAAAAACAACAACAUACAAAU
Molecule: messenger RNA, 5015 nt
Organism: Salvelinus fontinalis (brook trout)
Lineage: Eukaryota; Metazoa; Chordata; Actinopteri; Salmoniformes; Salmonidae
Product: serine/threonine-protein kinase NIM1
Exons: 4
Coding region: 530-1891 (453 amino acids)
Biological process (GO): protein phosphorylation; microtubule cytoskeleton organization; intracellular signal transduction
Cellular component (GO): cytoplasm
Molecular function (GO): protein serine/threonine kinase activity; tau-protein kinase activity; ATP binding
Source: RefSeq, a predicted model, not a curated record